GUCGAAAGUCUGUUGAAAUGGACAUUAAUAUCAAACACACACAUAAAUAAAGCUUCGCGAGUGUAACAGCGUUCUAGUGAAACGUAGCGAAACGCUGCUGAGAUGGACUCCGACAUAGACAUACAGACGUUUAUAAACUGCACGCAACAAGUGCUCCGGCGAAACCGCGCGUGGGACGCGCUGAACGUGACGCAGCUGCUGGACCUACUCCCCGACCAGCUGCAGGAGGACGUCACACUCAAAGAAACACUCGGCAACUGCAUGGGGCUUGGCGAGAGGCCGUACAGCCCGCCCUGGUGGGGGCAGCUGGCCUGGUUCACGGUGUUCGCCAUCAUGCUUAUGCUAGCCGUUCUUGGGAAUACCCUAGUCAUAUGGAUUGUACUCGCUCACCGACGAAUGCGAACAGUGACGAACUGUUUCCUCGUCAACUUAGCCAUUGCUGACCUCCUCAUGGCCACGCUGAACGGGGCUCCGAACUUCGUGUUCUUGGUGACCGCCCACUGGCCGUUCGGGGCUCUCACGUGUACGGCCAGCAACUUCACGGCGAAUCUCACUGUCUCGGCUGGCGUCUUCACGCUCGUAGCAAUAACUGUGGACAGAUACGUGGCUAUAGUGAAGCCCCUCCAGCACCGGCUCAGCCGAAGCGUGGCGCGCGCGGCCCUCCUGACCGUGUGGUGCGCAAGCGCCCUACUGGCGCUGCCGAGCCUGAUUUACUCUGAUACCUACAAGAAGAAGUACAUAAACGGUGAAAGAGAAAUAUGCUUCAUUAAAUGGCCAGACGGUAGCUACCCCACAUCUAAGACGGAUUAUUGCUAUAACCUAGUGUUCCUGGGCGUGACGUACGUGCUGCCCAUGACUGUGAUGGUGUGGGCGUACGCGCGCAUGAGCGCGGCGCUGCGCGGGCGCGCCAUCGGCGAGUGCACGCACCACCAGAUGCAGGUGGUCAGAGCCAAACGGAAGGUGGUACGAAUGUUCGUUCUCGUGGUGAUGGUGUUCGCCCUGUGCUGGUUGCCGUACCACGCCUACUUCGUGCUGGUGUACCACCACCAGCGCCUGGCCUCCGCACCGGUGGCGCAGCACGUGUACCUGCUCUUCUACUGGCUCGCCAUGGCCAACUCCAUGUUCAACCCACUUAUCUACUAUUGGAUGAGUAAUAAAUUCCGGAUCUACUUUCGAGUGGUACUUUGCUGGUGUCGUUCUUCAAAGACGAAGACGCCGCCGGAAAUGACUAAACAGCUGGAAAUGAACAAGUCGUUUUCAGUCAGCCAGAGGCACUAUCGUGACGCCUCAUUCUUCAGCCGCGUAUGACACUCGCCCCGACGGAGCAACCUGUCUCGGUCGGUUACUCCACACGGGCUCUCAAAAGAAACGGCAGUGGCAACCCUGACCACCGGCAACGCGGUGAGGAUGAACCCAACCGGCGGCCGCGACGGUGGCAGCGUCCGUGACGACCGCCUAUAAACACUUGCUGUUCAUCGAGGCUGCUGGAUUCUACGUUCUCCAUUACGCGUAAUUAUAUCGAGUUUGUAAUUUUUACUUUUGCUGAGC
Molecule: messenger RNA, 1548 nt
Organism: Cydia amplana
Lineage: Eukaryota; Metazoa; Arthropoda; Insecta; Lepidoptera; Tortricidae
Gene: NGR-A33
Product: tachykinin-like peptides receptor 86C
Exons: 10
Coding region: 103-1308 (401 amino acids)
Biological process (GO): G protein-coupled receptor signaling pathway
Cellular component (GO): plasma membrane
Molecular function (GO): tachykinin receptor activity
Source: RefSeq, a predicted model, not a curated record